This is a messenger RNA of Diachasmimorpha longicaudata, 2259 nucleotides long. RefSeq names its product sulfhydryl oxidase 1-like. Gene Ontology annotation, molecular function: flavin-dependent sulfhydryl oxidase activity; protein disulfide isomerase activity. The record is from RefSeq and is a predicted model, not a curated record. The transcript is spliced from 3 exons. Bases 179 to 1861 code for a protein of 560 amino acids. Gene Ontology annotation, cellular component: Golgi membrane. Lineage: Eukaryota; Metazoa; Arthropoda; Insecta; Hymenoptera; Braconidae. Gene Ontology annotation, biological process: protein folding.
CCAGACAAUUUGAGGGUCUCUCCCUCCCCAUUAUUGGUUUAUCAUUAGGCAUAUCUAUAAAUGCAGACCAACCGCCCAAAAGUGACUGUAGUUAACUGGCAUUCCAGUCACUGAACUGAUGUUGAUAUGAAAACAUCUGUCUCUUCACACUUGUCGUAUUGAAAAACGAUAGGCCAAAAUGUUCCAUAAAGUAAUGAAUCCAGUGGUGAUACUGAUGAUCGUGUUACUGGUAACAGUAAAUCGUUCAGAAUCCAGGGAGAUCGAUUUUGGAAAGUACGAAAAUUUGGGACACGCAUGGUACAAUGAUCACAACAUAGUGAUGUUUGAUUACACUAAUCUCACGAGUGUCAUCGCCAGUGGAACGACUGCGUGGUACGUGGAAUUUUUCGUGAGCUGGUGUGGACACUGUCAGCGAUUCAGACCCACGUGGACUUCCUUCGCCAAAAGUGUUUCUGGCUGGAGUGACAUUGUCAGGGUAGGAGCUCUUGCCUGUUCCAAUGAUGAUAACUGGUCGAUCUGUGGAAAUUACCAAAUCGAAUAUUUUCCAAAUAUUAGGUAUUUCUCAAUUGAAGAUCAGAGUUUGGGAGUGCAAGUGCACUCACGGAAGGAGACUGGACUGAUGUACGACUUGAUUCGGAAACUGGAAAAUGAUCAACGAGAAGGAAAGGGCAGAGACAAUUGGCCUGAUCUUAGUCCCUACAGUGGCGAAGAUGUUAGCAGUUGGCAAGCAGCCGCACCCCCAUCCGUACAAUAUCAACUUCUUGUCUUCGAGGAGAACAACUCAACCCUAGGCUCCGAAGUCAUUCUCGACUUUCACAAAUGGAAGAACCUUCAAAUUCGAAGAGUAACAGAAGACAAUUUCAAUCUCACCGAAAGUUAUAACAUCACUGCGUACCCCGCUCUCAUCGUUCUUGACCGAGAAGACGAGCCAUAUGAGUUGGAGCUCUUGGAACCCUCUCGAGAAGGCAUCAACCAAGUCAUUAGAGACCUCAUGCAGUCGGCAGGAUUUCUACCGGAUUUCGAAACUACCACAACAAGCAUUGAAAAUGCUUCAGGAGAAGUGGAAGACUCAAAUUUCGUUAAAAAACAUGUAGAAGACCUCGUGUAUAGCGCAGAUUUGGAAGCUGCCCUAGGGUACACUCUCAGAAAAGAAAUUCCCACGACGUGGAUGAUCAAAGACGACCGAUUAGAAGCCCUCGAGGAAUUUUUGAAGGUCAUAUCACAAUAUUUCCCCUUGAGGGAAGGAAACUCGGAAUUUUUGGAUGAAUUGUACCAUGCGAUCUCAGGACGUUCCAACAUAGCAGGAACACAAUUCUCAUUGCUCGUUGACUCUUAUAAGCAGAAGCAUUCUCCUAAUUUCAUGAUGAAUCGGAAGUGGGUUGGGUGCCAGGGCAGUCAGGCCCGGUAUCGAGGAUUUCCCUGUGGUCUUUGGACACUUUUCCAUACUUUGACAGUUAGUCAUGCAGAAGCUUUCGAAAGUGAGGAUCCGGAGAGUCGAUCUGCGGGAAUGGUGUUGAGUGCAAUGUAUGGCUUCAUCAAGAACUUCUUCAGCUGCUCCAAUUGCGUUGAGCAUUUUGUUGAGAUGGCGAAUCGGCGGAAUGUGUUCAACGUAUCCACCGUUGACGACUCCAUUCUGUGGCUCUGGGAGGCGCAUAACGAGGUGAAUCAACGGCUUUCUGGGGAUGUCACUGAAGAUACUGCCUUUCCGAAGAUCCAGUAUCCCAGUCAGGAGGAUUGUGAUAUUUGCAGGUACUCGGAUGGAUCUUGGAACUUACAGGAGGUUCUCAAGUAUUUGAAGUCGAAAUAUCGAUACUCUAAUAUUGUAUCAUCAGCGGUUCGUAUUGAACGUGACAGGCAAUAAUAUAAUGUUUUAUUCCAAAAAAUCCUCAAAAAACCUGCAGAACAUUAAGACCUGCCUUCAAUGAGAAUUGAAGAAUAUUAAAAUAAUUCAUAACAGAAAUUUAUGAUAUGCUACGAACUUUAUGAUUACUUCAUUACUGAGAAAAGCUCAUAAAAUUAACAACAAAUGAUUUUUUGUUAAUAUUGUCAACUCAAUAAUUGAUUGAUACUAUAAUUAGCUAUUCGAAUAAUUAAUUCCCAAUUAAUUCAAUGAUAUAGCGUGUUUUAAGUAAUACAAUUGUUCAUUUAAUAAUUCCAACGUGUGUUUGAUGCUUUUUAACUGAAAUUAUGAAAAGAAACCCUAAAGGACCAAUGCAACGGGCGAUUAAUACAAAUAAAAGAAUUUAUGAUAAUACAAAA